Molecule: messenger RNA, 1444 nt
Organism: Phytophthora nicotianae INRA-310
Lineage: Eukaryota; Oomycota; Peronosporomycetes; Peronosporales; Peronosporaceae
Exons: 3
Coding region: 104-1345 (413 amino acids)
Biological process (GO): fatty acid beta-oxidation using acyl-CoA dehydrogenase; butyrate catabolic process
Molecular function (GO): flavin adenine dinucleotide binding
Source: RefSeq, a predicted model, not a curated record
GUCGAACUUCAGUUCCUUGACGAACUGAUCCACUGACGUCGAUUCAACCUCAUUCCGCUCCUUUCGCCGCUGCACGCACAUACGUCCCAAGACCUGCUUUAAUAUGUUCUCCAAGCCUCUACACCGCGUCAUUGCGACGUCCUCUUCCGUCCUAAAGCACGCACGCACACAGACGCGCUCCAUCGGCUUCCUGUCGACGCUACCGGAGGAGCAUGCCAUGUUGCGCGAUAUGUGCCAGCAGUAUGCCGCCAAGAACCUUAAGCCUAUUGCCGGGGAGCUCGACAGGGAACACAAAUACCCGGCAAAGCAGGUCAAGGAGCUCGGUGAGAUGGGACUCAUGGGCGUCGCCAUUGACGACAAGUACGGAGGCGCCGGUCUCGACUAUCUCGCCUACGCCAUCGCCAUGGAGGAGAUCAGUCGUGGCUGUGCUUCCACGGGCGUCGUCAUGUCCGUCAACAACUCGCUGUAUUGCGCACCACUGGACAAGUUCGGCACUCCGGAACAGAAGGAGAAGCACUUGACUCCCUACGCCAGCGGAGAGAAGCUGGGCUGCUUCGGACUUAGUGAGCCAAGCAACGGCAGUGACGCAGGUGCUGCUUCGACCACGGCUCGCGCUACUGACAAGGGAUACGUGCUUAACGGCACCAAGGCGUGGAUUACCAACGCCCACGACGCUGACCAGGCGAUCGUGUUUGCUACGACGGACAAGUCGCUCAAGCACAAGGGUAUCAGCGCGUUUCUAGUACCGACCGACACUCCUGGUUUCUCACUGGGCAAGAAGGAGGAUAAGCUGGGAAUCCGUGCGUCUAGCACUGGAAACCUCAUCUUUGAGGACGUCGAGAUCCCCAAGGAAAACCUGCUCGGUAAGGAAGGUGACGGAUUCAAGAUCGCUAUGAUCACGCUGGACUCGGGUCGUAUCGGUAUUGCCUCGCAGGCUCUGGGUAUUGCUCAGGCCUCGUACGACUGUGCUAUCGCGUAUGCACAGACCCGUAAGACGUUCGGUGUGCCUCUGGCUAAGAAUCCUAUUAUCCAGACCAAGCUGUCGACUAUGGCCACAGAGAUUGAAGCUGCACGUCUACUAACGUGGAAGGCUGCAGUGGAGAAGGACGCUGGUCGACCGUUUACGAAGCUGGCGGCCAUGGCGAAGCUCAAGGCGUCGGAGGCGGCCACCAUGUGCUCCCACCAGGCCAUCCAGGUCCUCGGCGGCAUGGGAUACGUGUCGGAGAUGCCUGCUGAGCGCCACUACCGCGACGCACGCAUCACGGAGAUCUACGAGGGCACGUCCGAGAUCAUGCACCUGGUCAUUGGCGGCGCACUUAACAAGGAGUUCAACGAGACCAACUAACUAGGAGACGCUCUCAAAAUUGCACCAGCUAAGAAAACGCAAUACAUACCGUUGAAUACAAUCCAAACGCACAAACAGAUCCAUGAUCAUUGCCCUACG